AUGCCAGACCACGACCACCCCCCGAUAACCUUCGGCAUCGAACUCGAACUCGUCGCCGUCUGGAACGACGCCCAAUGCGAACCCUGGCAAGCCCUCUACUACGCCCUCCUCGGCGCCAAUAUCCCGAUCAUAGGCGGGGAAGCCGGGCGCGUGGCCGAUCUGACGCUGGCGGAGCAUGGGAAGGAGUAUACGCAUUGGAGGAUUAGUCAGGAUUGUGCGGUGGAGAGUGUGGCGGAGAAGGCGACGUGGCCAGGGGGUUUUGGGUGUGAGAGUGUGGAGUUGAGUAGUCGGAAGUUUUACUUUGGUGAUCGGGAGGAUUGGAGGGGCGAGGUGCAGAGGGUGUUGGACGUGGUGGCCAAGAUUGAGAAUGCGGGAUGUCGGUUCUUGCUGAAUAAAUCCGCGGGGUUCCAUGUCCAUGUUGGACAGCAAGGGAGCAGUUUCUCCCUCCGCACGGCGAAGAAUGUGCUGCAGUUCUGCACGGCGUUUGAACGGCUAUUAGAUGGCAUCCACGCCACGAACCGCAUCCUCUACCCGUCUGAAUUCGAAUUCGACCACUGGCAUAUCCCCCUCUCCUGGUUCCACCAACAUAACCAUACCGCUCUCCCCAACACGAACCUCUACGACUGGCUCCGCGCGAUCGAGGACAUGAAGACUUUUGCCGAAUUGAAGAAGUUCUUCCUUUUGGAUGAGACGUUCGUGGAGGAGUUGGACACUUAUGGCGCCCGGGCUGACUGGCCCAUGACGCACAACAGUGCCGUGAACAUCGAGAAUCUGCAUUCGGGACAUCCGGAGGAGAGGAUUAAGGGGACGGUGGAGUUUCGGCAGCAUGCGGGGACGGUGGAUAUGCUGGCUAUUGUGCAUUGGGUGGAGGUGGUGGUCCGAAUUGUGGAUUUCUGCCGUACAGAGGAUCCGGCGAACUUUGUGGCGUUUUUGGCGCUGGGGAUUGAUAGCUCGUUUGAGCUUGGCGAACUACUGGAUGCCAUUGAUGUUGAGGCCCGGACCGUGCAGUUCUAUGCCCCUAGUACUGCGGGGACGGAUACCACGAUUGGGUUUCUCAAUCAUGGUGGACUGGCUCGGCCGGAUUAUACGGAGGAUGUGGAUGAACUGAUGGAGGUGAAUGAGCGGGAGCAGAAUAUGCGCUUGGAUCGCACGUCGGCUUUCCGCAAUGCUACUAUCGCGGAAAAGAAUUAUGGCUACGGUCCUCAUCUCAUCAUCAGAGAUCAACACCGCGAUGUAGUGGAGCCGGCUAUCACGCGCAUCUACGACCAGAUCGAUAACUCGGUGGAGUGGAAGAAUGUGGAUGAUGAGGUUAUGAUCGGGGAGGGGGAAUGGUGGAUUCGAAGGUGUGUGUGGGUGAGGUUGAGUGGGGUUUUGAGGGCGAGUGAGCAGGGAUUGUUGGAGGAGGAGGAGGUGAGGGGUGCGGAGACGGGGCCGGUGGUUUGGAUUGGGAGGGAGGGGGUGCUGGUUAGGGAGUUGGAGGAAAUGGGGUUGUAUGGACACGAGUCGAGGUAUGAUUAG
Messenger RNA from Recurvomyces mirabilis, 1518 nucleotides. RefSeq lists its product as uncharacterized. The record is from RefSeq and is a predicted model, not a curated record. The transcript has a single exon. NCBI's taxonomy places the organism in Eukaryota, Fungi, Ascomycota, Dothideomycetes, Mycosphaerellales, Teratosphaeriaceae. The coding region runs from base 1 to 1518 and encodes 505 amino acids.